CGUCGACGAUAAUUACCGGUGGUUGUAUCACAUCCCGCGCAGCAGCAGCAGCAGAAGCAGCAGCAGCAGACCGAGAAGACGCAGCAGAGAAGCCCGCUCGUUUUUCAAUUCCAUAUAUACGCACAUCUAUAUAUAUUGAUAUAUAUAUAUAUAUAUAUAGGGAAUAUACAUUGGCGAAUUUUCGGUGGCCUUUAAUUUGUUUGUGUUUUUCCGUGUUCACCGCGUGCAUAUGCAAUUACGUGUGUGUGCCGGCCACAAAAGACUAUAAUUAUAAAACUAAAGUGAAAAGCGUGCCAUAAUAAGUGCGAGAGCAAUGUGCGAAAAUUGCUAACGAACGCAGUAGCAGUAGCAACAAGAAGCAGCAAAAGCAGCAGCAGCAGCAGCAGCCAAAAAAUUAAACCACAUCACAUUUACUACGAGCCUUUCAACAUGAUCGAUGCGGCUUGCAAUUACUUGAAUCCCUAUGCGCAACAGCAUCAGGCGCAGCAGACGCAGCAGGCGCAACAGCAGCAGCAGCAGCAGCAACAUCAUCUGCACAUGCAGCAGGCGCAACAUCAUCUCCACAUGCCGCAGCAACAGACGCAACAGCAACAACACAUGCAGCAACACUUGCCGCAGCAGCAACAGCAAUCGCAGCAGCAGCAGCAAUCGCAGCAGCAACACCAUGAUUUUCUCAGUGCCGCCGCCCUUUCCCACGCCCACGCCCACGCCCACUCCCUCUCUCUGUCCGGCUCCAGUUCCGGCUCCAGCUCCGGCAGUUCGCCCAUGUACGGUUCCGGUUCCGGUUCCGGCAAGCCGGCAAUGAAGCUGGAACUGCCAUAUCCGCAUCCCUCCUCCACGGGCACCGCCUCGCCCAACUCCAGCAUCCAGUCGGCGCCCUCAUCCGCCUCCGUUUCGCCCAGCAUCUUCCCCUCGCCCGCCCAAUCCUUUGCCUCCAUUUCGGCCAGCCCCUCCACGCCCACCUCGACGACCUUGGCGGCGGCGGCGGCGGCAGGCACGGGAACAGGAGCAGCGGGAUCGCUAUCGGGAUCCUCAUCCUCAUCCGCCUCAUCGCCCACUUCCACGGCCGCAUCGGCGGCAGCAGCGGCGGCAGCAGCGGCAGCGGCAGCAGCGGACCUUGGAGCUGCAGCGGUCGCCAGUGCCGCCUACGGCUGGAAUACCGCCUACUCCGGAUUGGGGCCACCAAGAACUCAGUUCCCGUAUGCGCAGUACGCCUCCGAUUACUACGGCAAUGCGGUGGGCAUGUCCUCAUCCGCCGCCUGGUUUUCGCACCAGGAGCGUCUGUACCAGCCGUGGAGCUCGCAGAGCUAUCCGGGCUUCAACUUCGACGACAUUGCCUUCCAGACGCAACUGCAGCGGCGAUCCGUGCGCUGCACGUGCCCCAACUGCACGAACGAGAUGAGCGGCCUGCCGCCGAUUGUGGGUCCGGAUGAGCGCGGACGCAAGCAGCACAUUUGCCACAUUCCCGGCUGCGAGCGCCUGUACGGUAAGGCCUCGCAUCUGAAGACCCACCUGCGUUGGCACACCGGCGAGCGUCCGUUUCUGUGCCUCACCUGUGGCAAGCGAUUCUCGCGAUCCGAUGAGCUGCAACGUCAUGGCAGGACGCACACCAACUAUCGACCCUAUGCCUGCCCCAUCUGCUCCAAGAAAUUCUCGCGCAGCGAUCAUCUGAGCAAGCACAAGAAGACGCAUUUCAAGGACAAGAAGAGCAAGAAGGCACUGGCCGCGGAGGCCAAGGAGCAGGCUGCGUCGGCGAUAAAGCAGGAGAAGCGUGAGAAGAAGUCCCAGGGCAAACCCCUGACCCCGCCCGUGGAGUUUAAACAGGAGCAGUUGGAGAGCCCUCUGGUUAACUAUGCACCCUAUGCUAGCAUCUACCAGGGUAGCAAUGCCCUGCCAGCACCACCGCCGCCACUCUUCCAGCAGCAGACGCAAAACGGCCAGCAAAUGGGGGCCACCAGCUACUCCGUGGAGCCCUGGAGCAGUCGCAGCCAAACACAACCAGCCACUACCUCAGCGAGUUCAUCGUCCUCGGCCUCAUCCUCCAGCGGCAGUUCACCCGCGGCACUGGCAUCGACGACUGGCGGAGCAACUGCCUCCGCAGCGGCAUCCUCGCCGGCUGCUUCCGCCACCGCCACCGCUUCCCACAGCCCUGGCCCACAUCACUACGCCGCACUGGCCAUGCAAAGUGAGUCGCAAUUGGCGGCGGAAUAUGGCCUGACCAUGAGCGGAUUGGCCAGCGGAGCUAGCCAGGAUUCCAGCUCCAGUUGUCACAUGAAAUCGGAAUAUGCGGCCAGCUAUCCAGCUGACUUUGGAGCGGGCACGGCCAGCUAU
This is a messenger RNA of Drosophila gunungcola (fruit fly), 2331 nucleotides long. RefSeq names its product transcription factor btd. Gene Ontology annotation, molecular function: RNA polymerase II cis-regulatory region sequence-specific DNA binding; DNA-binding transcription factor activity, RNA polymerase II-specific. Gene Ontology annotation, biological process: regulation of transcription by RNA polymerase II. Lineage: Eukaryota; Metazoa; Arthropoda; Insecta; Diptera; Drosophilidae. The record is from RefSeq and is a predicted model, not a curated record.